Anastrepha obliqua is the source of this 2327-nucleotide messenger RNA. Its product is annotated as knirps-related protein. The record is from RefSeq and is a predicted model, not a curated record. Gene Ontology annotation, biological process: regulation of DNA-templated transcription. The transcript is spliced from 2 exons. Bases 1 to 2304 code for a protein of 767 amino acids. Lineage: Eukaryota; Metazoa; Arthropoda; Insecta; Diptera; Tephritidae. Gene Ontology annotation, molecular function: sequence-specific DNA binding; zinc ion binding; DNA-binding transcription factor activity.
AUGAACCAGACCUGCAAGGUCUGUGGCGAACCGGCGGCAGGUUUUCAUUUUGGUGCAUUUACAUGCGAGGGUUGUAAGUCCUUUUUCGGACGUUCUUACAACAAUCUGUCCUCCAUAAACGACUGCAAGAACAACGGCGAGUGCAUCAUCAAUAAGAAGAAUCGCACCGCUUGCAAAGCGUGUCGCCUGGCGAAGUGUUUGACGGUAGGCAUGUCGAAAAGUGGCUCGCGUUAUGGGCGUCGCUCGAAUUGGUUUAAAAUUCAUUGCCUACUGCAAGAGCAACAACAACAGGCAGCCGCAGCCAUGGCAGCGCAUCACAAUAAUCAACAUCAGGCUGCUGCUGCUGCUGCCGCCGCCGCUGCGGCACAGCACGGUUGUCCGCCACUCAUGCCGGGACAAAAGCCCCCGCCACCUCUUGGAAUGUCGCCGCAUGGGCCACCCUCCAGCGCUGCAGCGGCUGCUGCGCUUGGUAUACUGGGCCAUGCAGGCGCAUAUCCUGGUCUCUAUCCGCCACGUACAAAAGAGGAGUUACUGAUGCUGGGGCUCGAGGAGUACGCCGCUGCUGCAGCUGCUGCAAAACAUCCCGCCACUGCUUCACCAUCGGUAAGCUCGCCCGAUUCGCACAAUUCGGAUAACUCACUGGAUGUGAGUACGCGUGGCAACGCUGGAGCGAAUGCGCUACUACAUAUAAGUGGGAAACAUCAUGCCGCUGAAACGGGUGGCGUCCCAGCUCCGCCGCCGCCACCACCACAACUACGCAAAGACUUGCCACAUUUCCUACCGCUGCCGUUCCCCGGACUCGGCUCUAUGUCAGUUAUGCCGCCGCCUACAUUUCUGCCACACUCACACCUGCUCUUUCCCGGCUAUCAUCCCGCGCUCUAUUCGCACCAUCAAGGUUUGCUAAAAACCUCUGCUGAGCAACAACAACAAGCGGCUGCUGCCGCCGCUGCCAUGCACCAGCUUUUCAAUUCAAGUAAUACCACGCCGAACCGUUUCCCACCCGCACUACAAACACCCACGACGACGCUACCAGCAGCAAUUGCCGCUGCGAGUAGCAACAAAUUGGACGCUAGUAAGGAUGCUGAUCGCAUAGCGCAAAGUCCGAAGAGUGGUGAUGCGCUCAACAACAAUCACAUACCCAAUGGCAGCAAGGCGGCCGAAGAGCUCACGAAGCGUUUUUACUUAGACGCAGUACUCAAAUCACAGCGCAACAGUCCGCCACCGGCGACAACAAAGCUGCCCGAACAUCCGAAACAUGACUACUCCAUCUCGGCUUUGGUGACACCAAAUUCGGAAAGCGGCCGUGAACGACUACGCAGUCGACAAAGCAAUGAGGAUGACGAGGACGGCGACGCGCGAGAAAACGAUGUACGACGCGCUACAACAAAGAGUGCAACCACUGCUGCUGGUAACACACACUCGAAUGGUGGCAAUGGUGGUGGUGACAGCGAGCGCACCGCAAAAGACCACAGCGAAGACGAUGACGAUGACGAGGAGGAGUUGGUUGUAUCGAUGACGCCACCUCGAUCGCCAGCGAAUAGUCGUGCGCCUAAUAUUGGCGAACCCGACGCCACCACUGUCACCACACCCGCCACCACACCAACGCCAGUUGCAGCGCCAACCGCCAAGCCAACAGCGCUGCAGCAAGACAAUCCCAUCGACUUGAGUAUGAAGACCAGCAGUUCGGUGGCGAGCAGCUCGCUAAGUAGCAAAUGCAGCUCUACGGGCUCAGUGCAAGCAACUGACAGCGACAAUGAGUUGGAAUGCGUAGUGGAACACGAACAAAUGCAGCGUCCGCAACUCAGCGAUGCUAUGGAGAGACGACAAGAAAAGUUGGCGCUGACAGCUGAAAACACGGAAGAAGAACUGCUGCAAGUGGAUUUGGAGGAGGCAGAUAAGCAGGUUACGUUUAAUCCGUGCGCUGAUAUCGGCAAGAAUAAGCAAAAUAACAAUAACAAUAAUGAAAGCAGCAGUAAUAAUUAUAACAACAAUAGCAACAGCAAUAACAGUAACAACUACGGCUAUUGCCAUGCAUCACAGCGCCUGGACUCUAGCGACAGUGAGGAAAGCGUUCUGAAGUUGGAUGUGGUAAAGCGUAAAGUGCAUGCCGUUGCAGGUAAACAAGCUGAAAGUGAAGUGCAAAAUGCCAAACGCCUGAAAUUAGCCACCGCAACCACGCUAGAGUGCGCCGCUAAUGUAAGGCUGGGAGUUGGUGGAAGCACAGAGUCCAAGAUUGCCAGCGACACGUCGUCCACUGAAGUGGCGACCCCAACAACGCCUUUGGAUUUGACUACGAAGGUUUAGUUUAAUUUAUAAGUGAAAAUAUU